AAUGGAACCCUGCUCGUUCUUCAUUGAUGACUCGGUAUCCCAAAAUAAGAAUCUGCCAAGAGAAGGCACGAGAAUUUGCUGUCUGAUGUGAUUGCUUCAAUUUUAUCCUGUGUACACGAAAUUCGAGUACAAUGAAGACAGCUUUAAUGGUCGCGGAAAAGCCGUCACUGGCUGCUUCGCUUGCUAACAUUCUCAGUAAUGGAAGAUGCUCCUCGAGAAAGGGCUUAAAUGGUUCAUGCUCCGUUCACGAAUGGACAGGACAGUUUCGUUCAGAAACUGUAAACUUUAAAAUGACAUCUGUUUGUGGACAUGUAAUGAGUUUGGAUUUUACUGGGAAAUACAACAAUUGGGAUAAAGUGGAUCCGGCUGAAUUAUUUUCUUGUCCUACUGAGAAAAAAGAAGCAGUUCCUAAACUGAAAAUACCUUACUUCCUAGCCAAGGAAGGUGCUCAAUGUGAUUACUUGGUAUUAUGGUUAGAUUGUGAUAAAGAAGGUGAAAACAUAUGUUUUGAAGUGAUUCAUGCUGUACAACAAGGAAUGUCUCGGAGAUUGAAUCCCAAUGAUAUUUGGAGAGCUCAUUUUUCUGCUAUUACGGAGAAGGAUAUAAAAGCAGCUCUCGCUAAUCUGGGUAAACCAAAUGAGAAUGAAGCCAGAAGUGUGGAUGCUCGGCAGGAACUUGAUUUGAGAAUCGGUUGUGCCUUCACGCGUUUCCAGACGAAAUUUUUCCAAGGAAAAUAUGGGGACCUAGACGCUUCUCUAAUUUCAUACGGACCUUGUCAAACUCCAACACUUGGAUUUUGCGUACAACGACAUGAUGAAAUACAAACAUUUAAACCUGAUCCUUAUUGGGUUCUCCAGGUGACCGUUAAUUCAAAUGAUGGGCAGGACGUCCCUCUAAGUUGGUCCAGAGUACGUUUAUUUGAUAAGGAAAUAGCAAAUAUCUUUUUAGCCCAUGUCAAGGAGUACGAGCAAGCAAAAGUAGUGAGUAUCCAAAGUACAGAGAAAGCGAAACCGAGACCCCAAGCUCUUAAUACCGUAGAACUGAUGCGAGUGGCCAGCUCAGGAUUAGGAAUGGGACCUCAUCACGCGAUGCAAAUAGCCGAGAGACUUUACACUCAAGGUUACAUCAGUUACCCACGUACCGAGACAACGUCCUAUCCUGAGAAUUUUGAUUUAUUGGCGACGUUGAAGCAACAACAAAACAGUUCUGAAUGGGGCGAUGAUGUCAAAAAGAUUUUGGCUAAUGGUAUAAAUCGACCAAAGAAAGGACACGAUGCAGGUGACCAUCCACCCAUCACGCCGAUGAAACAUGCUUCCAGAAACGAACUCGACGGCGACUCCUGGAGACUCUACGAUUACAUAACGAGACAUUUCAUUGCCACGCUUGCCGCCGAUUGCAAGUAUCUCAGCACUACAAUUAAGUUUGAAAUUGGCACUGAAAUAUUCACCACUGUGGGACACACGCUACUGGAUCCUGGUUACACAAGCAUUUUGACAUGGCAAACUUUGAGCGCCAACGAGUGUCUGCCAAAAUUCACACCUGGCGAACUAGUCAAUAUUAACGAAGCAAAGUUAGCGGAAUGUUAUACCCAGCCGCCGGAUUAUUUAACAGAAUCUGAAUUGAUUUCUCUAAUGGAGAAGCAUGGCAUUGGCACUGACGCCUCUAUACCGGUUCACAUAAAUAAUAUUUGCAUAAGAAACUACGUAACUGUGGCAGCCGGUCGUAAACUCAUUCCAACGUCUUUGGGAAUCGUACUUGUUCACGGCUACCAAAAGAUUGAUCCCGAAUUGGUUCUGCCGACUAUGCGAUCCGCCGUCGAAGAACAAUUGAAUCUAAUCGCCCUUGGACGUGCCGAUUUUUAUGCCGUUCUACAGCACACUGUAGAAAUUUUUAAACAAAAGUUUCACUAUUUCGUACAAAAUAUCGAAGCCAUGGAUCAAUUGUUUGAAGUAUCGUUUUCACCACUUUCAGCAUCCGGCAAGGCGCACUCCAGAUGUGGGAAAUGUCGCAGAUAUAUGAAGUACAUACAAAGUAAGCCAUCGAGAAUGCAUUGCUCGCAUUGUAACGAGACCUACAAUAUACCUCAGAAUGGUAACAUCAGAAUAUACAAAGAGUUGAAGUGUCCUUUGGAUGACUUCGAAUUACUAUCUUGGUCGACAGGGGCGCGUGGAAAAAGUUAUACGUUCUGUCCGUAUUGCUACAAUAAUCCGCCUUUCAGGGACAUGAAGAAAGGAAUGAGCGGCUGCAACUCUUGCACGCAUCCCAGUUGUCCGCACAGUAUGAACUCCAAUGGGCUCUCUAGUUGUCCAGAGUGCGAGUCUGGCAUCUUGGUUCUUGAUCCUUCGGCUGCUCCGAAGUGGAAAUUAGGCUGUAAUCGAUGUGAUGUCAUUAUUCACUUAUUUGAAAAUGCACAUAAGAUUAGUGUCGAAUCAGACGUAUGCGACUGUGGGGCACAACUCGUUACAGUUGAAUACAAGCAGGACAAAAGUAAGCUGCCUGAUGAGGCUACGGAAAUGACUGGUUGCGUAUUUUGCACUCCAGUGUUCGUCGCCCUAGUAGAGAAGCAUCGAGCUGUGGCAUCGAAACCUGUAGCAACGCGGGGACGUGGACAUGCGAAGGGUCGUAGUAAAGGAAAGCCACGACCACCUAAAGAUAAGAUGGCACAGCUGGCUGCCUACUUUGUUUAAAGUAACAAACACUAUCAUCGUUUUCAUUAAGUAAGAAUGUUAGGAGGAACAUGAGUAAUAUCUGGAAAUUAGUAUGAUCUGUUUAAUUGAAUUUAAUUUUCGUAAAAAAAAUUAUAUAAAAUUUCUUAAAUAACAUUAGGUUAACUUAGAAAAAAUAUCGGCGGCGGAUUAUACAUACGAACCAUGUUUUCUAUUGCAUAAAAUUGUUCAAAUAUUUGAAAUAAUAAUGUGUCCCUGUGACUGGCGGUUUACAUUAUGUAAAUUAAGUAUACGACAGUAUUAACAUUACAGAGCAAUCAGACUCUGUCUGAUAAUUACGAGGGUGUCCUCGUGAUGAAUAAUUGUUAUUAAAAUCGCUUUGAAAUAAUGCUGAUUAACUCAAAGUGAAUCUUCGACUAUUUACAAUGUGAAUGUGUACUUCCUUUGUUUCGUUCUCGAAACGAGUCGUUUGAGACUAGUUUUAAGCAAAUGUCAUACAAUUGUAUAUCGUACGGUUAAUUAAGAUUCAUGCUUACAAUUGUAACAAAAUUUCAUGUGUUCGUGGCAGCAACAAACAUGAACUUACACAAAGAUGUAACUUCUUUCGUCAAUAAUAUACAUAUAAAAUUCAUGUAAAAGAUUUAGUCAGAUAAGUCAAACGUACCGGAUAUUUUUCCUGGUGGUUGAUCACACGUUCAGUGAGCGACAAGUGGCGUAGAAAUGAAAAAGCAGUAAAAGGAAGGGGAAGAGGAAGGCUUUCCCCCAUCAUCCCCUCCUGCUUAUCGGCUUUAUUUUGUUAAGCUACCAGUUAAGUAGUGAAAAUAAAAAAACGAUUACCCUUGCA
Messenger RNA from Cephus cinctus (wheat stem sawfly), 3510 nucleotides. RefSeq names its product DNA topoisomerase 3-beta-1 (gene Top3beta). Gene Ontology annotation, cellular component: nucleus. Gene Ontology annotation, biological process: DNA topological change. NCBI's taxonomy places the organism in Eukaryota, Metazoa, Arthropoda, Insecta, Hymenoptera, Cephidae. Bases 132 to 2687 code for a protein of 851 amino acids. The record is from RefSeq and is a predicted model, not a curated record. Gene Ontology annotation, molecular function: DNA topoisomerase type I (single strand cut, ATP-independent) activity; DNA binding. The transcript is spliced from 13 exons.